CGGCCGGUCCACCGCAGGGUUUAGGGUUGCCCUUUUGGGUUAGGGGCUGCCAUUUAGUGUCAGCGUUAAAUGUAGAGGGUUACCAUUUUUGCGUUACGUUUCAAAGUUACCCUUUUAGGUUAGGGUUGAGUGUUAAGGGUUACCUUUUGGGAUACGGUUAGAGGCUACAACUUUGGGUUAGUAUUAGUGGCUAAGGGUUACCCUUUGGAGAUACGGUUGAGGGUUAAGAGUUACCCUUUUGGGUUAGAAUUAAGGAGUAUGGGUUAAUAUUUUGGGUUAUGGAUACGGUUACCCUUUUGGGUUAGGGCUGAGCGUUAAGCUUUCUCCUUUUGUGCUAGGAUGAAGGCUUACCCAUUUUGCGCUAGGGUUAACGGUUUGGGCUUACCAAUUUGGGUUACGGUUAAGCAUAACUAUUAUAGGUUAUUGUUAAAGGUUACACUUUUGGUUUAUGGCUAAGUGUUAUGGGGUACCCUUUGGGUUUUGGUUAAGGGUUACUCUUUUGUGUUAGUGUUAAUCGCUGAGGGUUACCGGUUGGUUAAGGAGGUGGAGGGCGACCGCCUCUGUGGGGAGACUGGGUGGAAACAGAGGCACGGCUGCCGGGAGGGGCUCCGGGACGGCGCUCUGCGGCGCCACGAGAAGCAGCGAGGCCGCGCGGGGCAGCAGAGCACAGAGGCUCCUUGAGGCGGGAGAGCACCGUCCCUUCAGGGCCGCGCGGAGGCGGAGCGAGGAGCGGCGCGGAACGGCCGUGCGCGGCGGACGGGGCGGCCCGGGCGCAGUGCGCACGGGGCGCGUUUCCGGCCCUCGCUUGCCUGCGGCCGCGUUCACCCGCUCCCGUCCGGGCCAUGGCGGGGCCGCAGCUGGACCCCGAGCUGGCCAAGCGCCUCUUCUUCGAGGGCGCCGCCAUCAUCGUCCUGGACGUGCCCGAGGGCACCGAGUUCGGCAUUGACUACAACAGCUGGGCCGUGGGCCCCCGCUUCCGGGGCGUCAAGAUGAUCCCGCCGGGCGUGCACUUCGUGCACUGCAGCGCGGCCCGGGCCGCCGGCGGCCGUGAGACGGGGCCGCGCGCGGGGCUCUUCCUCUGCCUGCGGCCUCGCCAGGUGCGCGCGCUGCGCUGGGAGCCCUCCCGCGAGGCGCUGCGGGAGGCGGCCCCGGACGAGGAGGAAGCCCUCGGGCGGGGCCUGCAGGAGAUGGACGCGUUCCUCGGGCCCUACCCCUACGAGACCCUGAAGAAGUGGAUCUCCCUCAGCAGCUUCAUCGGCGAAGCGGCGGUGGAGCGGCUGCAGCCGGAGAGCGGGCAGAUCUCCGCCUUCUCAGAGGUGCUGCCGGUGCGGGCGGGGCGGCACAGCCGGGACCGCGCGGGGCAGAACCUGCCCCCGUACGACGCGGGCUGCCGGAGCUACGCCGAGGGCGUGGCGCGGCUGCCCGAGAUGCGGCCGAGGGCGGGCACCGAGAUCCGCUUCACCGAGUUGCCGCGGCAGACGUACCCCGACGGCGCCAGCCCGGAGGAGAUCACUAGGCACAGCAUGGACCUCAGCUACGCCCUGGAAAAGGUGAUCGCGCGGCGGUACGCCGGCCAGCCGCAGGACCUGCUCGCUGAGUUGCAGUUUGCUUUUAUCUGCUUCCUGAUUGGGAAUGUAUACGAUGCAUUUGAGCACUGGAAAAGACUCUUAAACAUUCUGUGCCGUUCUGAAGAUGCCAUUGGGAAGUAUCAAGACCUUUACGCCAAUCUCAUCUUUGUCCUGUAUCACCAGCUGAAUGAAAUCCCAUCUGAUUUCUUUGUGGACAUCGUCUCCCAGGACAACUUUCUGACCAGCACCUUGCAGGUAUUUUUUUCCUACGCAUGCAAUGCUGCUGUUGAUGGCGCCCUAAGGAAAAAGGCUGAAAAAUUCAAAGCUCACCUAACAAAGAAAUUUAAGUGGGACUUUGACGCAGAGCCUGAUGACUGUGCCCCUGUGGUGGUAGAACUUCCCGAGGGCGUGCACAUGGACUAAGCAAAGCGCUCACAUAUAAACAAACAACUUUUUUAAAAUUACUUUUUCUCCACGCCCUUCUUCUUAACUUUUCCAGCUUCCUAAAUCAUUUUCUGUCACUAAUUUCUCUUGCUGCUGUAAAAACAGAUGUGGAAAACCCAGAAAGAUUCUUCACCACAUGAAAGGACUGGAGUUGUUGGAGCUGUUUGAACUUAGUCACAUGGCUGCUUUGGACACCUUGUUUUUCUUCCUAGCCCUUCUGCAGCAGCUUCUCGUUUUGUACUGAUCAACUAUUUGCACUGGUCUCAUCUGUCCCACUGGGCUGGAGGUGAUGCGUCUCACACCUGGAACCUGUGCCACUCUUGUUUGAUGCCUCUGGAGGGAGAAGUGUAAGCUCACGUGAUUGGACACAGCUUUCUGCAGCCUGAACCCGAGCUCUGAGUGGAGAACUUCUACUCUUCCUAGGCUUGUAUUACAGGAAUGUAACCAGAAGCAUUACAAAACUGUGUCAGAUACUUAGCUGCUUACUGUGAUUUACUGCCAUGUUGUGGAGGAGUGUUCAAAGCUACAGCAGAAUUCAUCCCAUUUUAUACCACUAAUACUGAAAUAUCUUUUCCUCUAAUUCUGUUGAAACUUUUUGUAUUUACUGCUGACGCUGUUUAGCAUGAUGUAAAAGAACGUUAACAGUUCGGUAACAAGAGAUAUCAUUACUGACCAAUAGUCACGCAGGUUUUGAAGCAGAGGAGAACCAGCAUGAGAUGAGUGUCAUACUUUCACGUGAACUGUACCUUUCUGUUUUGUUGUAAUCAGAAACCUUAAGUACUUUCACAAAAGACGGUCUUUUCUUUCUCCCCAUCUCCCCCAAGGUAGGCUGUAAGAAAACUCUGUGGGGCUCAUUCGAACCUUGCAGGGAUUUAGCCCCGUGACCUGCUUGUUAACAUUCUCAGCUGGUAGACUCCUUCAGAUAUUUGUCUGCAUGCAUAUCUAACAAGAUAACACUGCUUGUUAGUCUUUUGUUGUUAAAAUAAAUCUUCUUAUCUUGGUCUUGUCUACAGAAAA
Numida meleagris (helmeted guineafowl) is the source of this 3029-nucleotide messenger RNA. It is a transcript of the gene AAR2, whose product is annotated as AAR2 splicing factor homolog. The transcript is spliced from 3 exons. The record is from RefSeq and is a predicted model, not a curated record. Gene Ontology annotation, biological process: spliceosomal tri-snRNP complex assembly. NCBI's taxonomy places the organism in Eukaryota, Metazoa, Chordata, Aves, Galliformes, Numididae. The coding region runs from base 843 to 1991 and encodes 382 amino acids.